Molecule: messenger RNA, 2110 nt
Organism: Misgurnus anguillicaudatus (oriental weatherfish)
Lineage: Eukaryota; Metazoa; Chordata; Actinopteri; Cypriniformes; Cobitidae
Source: RefSeq, a predicted model, not a curated record
UGCCGCGCCACAGGCCUAAACUAUUUGCGCAACGUUGGUUGUCUUGAGACUUUCGUUUCUGUUGGAGUUGAAGUGAUGGGAACGGUACUUGACGACUUCAGACAACUAUUAAAAGACUGUGAACUGUUUGUCUUUGACAUACUUCAGGACGAGGAACUCAGUGAUGAUGCUCGUUCAGCCAGGGAUAUUCUCCUACGAAAUUUUUUUGUCAUCCAGAAAAGACAUCCACAAGAAUUUCCCCACAUUGAAGCCAGUCAUGAGGAUAGUUCGGAUGACAACCGGAGCUCCAGUCUGGGACGUUCUGCUCCCUCGGAUGAUAUGUCUGUGGCCUCCGACUACCAGGAUGAAGGCGCCUCAGAGCUUUUCGAGGACAUCCCUUUGGUGGCUGCACAGGACUUAAGCAACAUCCUAAAGCAAGGUUACCUGGAGAAGAAACGGCGUGAUCAUAGUUUCUUCGGCAUGGAAUGGCAGAAGCGCUGGUGUGUACUGAACAACACCAUAUUUUAUUACUUUGGGAGUGAGAAAGAUAAGCAGCAGAAGGGUUCGUUUAAUAUCAAUGGCUACAGUGUAGAUCUUGUACCCGGAAUACGCAAGGACUCCAGGAAGAAUUCGUGCUUUGAGCUGAGUUCUCCCGGAAGACGUUCAUACCAGUUCACUGCCAGCAGUCCCCGUGAAGCCCGGGAAUGGGUGGACCAGAUCAAUUUUGUUCUGAAAGAUCUGAGCUCUAAUUUCAUCCCCUUUGACGAAGAAGAAGUGGAAGAAGAGGAAGAAACAUAUGAUGAUAUUGAACGAGCCACGACACCACCACCAGCACCUGCAUCAGUUCCAACACCAAGUCGGAGACAACCGCUCCAAGACAAAAACUCCCAUGAGGAAUGGGAGGACCAAGGAGUAGGCCAGGAGGAUGAGGAAGAAGAGGAAGAUGAUAUUUAUGAGGUUCUUCCAGAAGAUGAAAUUGCUGACAUCAUUGAGGAGAGCAGUGCCAAAGAUGCAGUCCCAGAUUACGCAAAUUAUUACCAAGGUCUGUGGGAUUGUGAAGCAGAGGGACCAGAUGAGUUGGCCUUUCAAAGAGGAGACCUCAUCUACAUCCUCAGCAAGGAAUAUAACAUUCAUGGAUGGUGGGUCGGGGAGCUGGAUGGUGAUAUUGGCAUUGUCCCAAAAGAAUUUUUACAUCCUGCUUAUAUCCUGUGAGGUCCAUAGGAUAAUUGUGUAAUAUAUGGAAUUUCGACUUGUGCAACAUUUAUGCUUUGGAAUAAGUUCUGUGUAUUUUUCUAAAGUCUUUGAGUAGAUAUGAAUUGUAAAUUUAGUUUUAUUUCCUAGAAGCAUACAUAAAACAGUAAUACCUGAGAUUAUUUCUUAGAAAAUGUGCUUAUUGAGAAAAACUUAAAUGGUUAAUGUACACUAAGGGGCUUAACAAAAGCCUUCUGUUUUAUAUUAAUAUCAGUUUUAUGAUCUGCUUAAAUAUAAUUCACCUUUAUUCAAUUAAAGCAUGUGUAAGAUACAAUCCAAACAACCACUUUAAUUCAUUUAGCGGUAGUUUGCUCCCAGAUCAUAUUUCAGCAGCUCAAAAUAUUAUCAUUUCAUGCAAUUUAAAGGGCAUGAAACUGUCUUAAGAGCCCUCUACUGGUUGUUUUGAGUUAUUUUUAAGUAUUCAUACCAACAUUCAUGUUUUUACAAUAAUUGUGUAUUUCUACACCAAUUUUCCCAUAUGUUAAAUGAACACUGAUUAUGUGUCAUGAUAGUUUCUAUGAAGUAGCUAUGCAAAAAAUGAACUGAUUCUGUGUUUUUUUUUAACACUGUGUGUGGAUUAUAUAUAGGCUAUACACCAAGCAGUGUUAAUUUAACACUGGACAUUUUGCUCUGAAUGAAUGCUGAGGACAUCACAGUAAAUAUGAAAUCUGUCAAACAAAUUAAAAAGGUUAAUCAAGGCUGCAUGAUGAGUGUAUUAUGUCCUGUGUUAAGUUUAACAUGCAUGUAUUCAUUCCUAGACUGCAUUGCUACAAAUUGUGGAAAAUUCUUAUUACAUAAAUGUGAACCUGGAACACAAAACAAUUUUUGAAAUUAAGAUUUACACAUGAUCUGCUAGCUGAAUAAAUAAGCUUUCCAUUGA